Camellia sinensis is the source of this 784-nucleotide messenger RNA. RefSeq names its product high chlorophyll fluorescence 153 (gene HCF153). The record is from RefSeq and is a predicted model, not a curated record. Lineage: Eukaryota; Viridiplantae; Streptophyta; Magnoliopsida; Ericales; Theaceae.
AUUUUAUAAUUUCGCCUAAAUAUUUCCGGGCCAACAAAAACAAUAAAAGGUGGAGAUUGGUCAUCCAUGGCGAGUGUGGGCAUCAUCCUCUGCAACUACUCAGCAAUCACAACUCCCACUCUCCAUUUUGGAACCCCCAAAUCAACAUCAACCCCACUCCGACGACUUGUACUCAACUCUCCCUCCAUACCCAUAUCGCUUCGGAAGACGAUCAGAGGCUUGUCUGUGGUGACCCGAGCAGGUCCCGGCACUGGCACCUACAUCUUUGCAUUCGUCCUCCCUCUCUCUCUCCUCGCCGUCACUGUCUUCACUGCCUCCCGAAUCGCCGAUAAGCUCGACCGUGACUUCCUGCAGGAGAUGGCAAUUAAUGAAGCAAUAAUGGAAGCAGCAGAUGACGAUGGUGAUGAUGGUUUAUCUUUGGAGGAAAAAUCUGCAGUUCCUCGCACUCGUAACCGGCCGAAACGGGAAGCUGAGACUUCAUCCAUGUAGACUGGUUUUGUGAGUUUGUUAUUUUCUGGUAUAAUCUAUAUGAUCUUUUUUUUUAGCUGUACUUGUUUCUUGGAAACCAAAGAAUGUCAUGUGGUAUUCUGGUAACUGAUUUCGGAAACAAAAAUGGAAAGCACCUCCACUAAUUGAAGAAAUGUGAUCCAGGAGAAAAUUUCCCAAAAUGCUUGGUGCAUAGUUUUGUAUGGAUGUUUCUAUAGACCUGAUGCUCUCCUUGAACAUAACUUUUUGAGAUCGAAGGGUUUUAUGAGAUCAAAGGAUGUUUCACUUGCUUGUCGAA